AACGGAGAGCGGCUUCCUUGUUUCAAAAAUAUCGGAAGCCGACCGAAAUCUCGUGGCGGUAUCUCCGGCAUUCUGAUUCUGCGGCCCGAUCCGCCGAUAUCUCCGCCACUCGAGCUCGCUUUCUACUAUAUUUUUAUAUAUAAAUAGAAAGUGGUCGAGGGUUUCUUCUCUUUUCCUCUUCGCAUCUCUUGAAGCGAAGAAGGCCAGGAGAGAUCGCUGCAAACGUCUCAUUCGAGGAUUUCUUGCAGCGAUUCGAGCUGCUGGGGUUGAAGAAGCAGCAAUCGAGAGAUCUUGAAAAAGAAAGAGAUCCAUUAGAGAACAAAAGAAUUUGGCUAUUGAUUCAAUCACGUCCAAAAGAAAUCGAGUUAGAAAAGGCGUCGAUAAAGGACAUGGUGUUGAAGUUCUCUGGCUCAUACCGGCAAUGUAAAGGUGGCAGCUUGUCUCACCGGAGCAAGAGCUUCCGCCACCCACGCAACCACCACAGUGGCGGCGCCAGCAGCUCACACACACUCAUCGAUGAUGACGCAGCCUCCGAUGGUGGAGGUGGUGGCCGGUACGCCUUCUUGCAGGUGGCGAGCUCAAGCUCAACCCCUGCAUGGGACUUCACAAGUAUUGCCCGUGACAGGGACAAUGACAGGUUCAAGGCCCACAAGUGGAUCCCCGGAGUUGGGGUGGUGGCAGCAGCGGAAGAGGUGGUGCUGGAGGAGGACGGCGGCGAGCCAAAGGAGUGGGUGGCUCAGGUUGAGCCCGGCGUCCACAUCACUUUUGUUUCUCUCCCUGGUGGUGCCGGCAACGACCUCAAGCGCAUCCGUUUCAGUCGGGAGAUGUUUAACAAGUGGCAGGCACAGAGGUGGUGGGGAGAGAACUAUGAUAGGAUCAUGGAGCUUUACAAUGUGCAGAGGUUUAGCCGCCAGGGACUACCAACUCCACUGAGGUCCGAUGAUGGCGGGCUUUCUGUGCGUACAAACUCCGACCGUUCUUCUGUUCCCUGGUGCACUGCACGAGGCCAAGCCCAUAUCCGUAUUGUUGCUUGUCCUGCUCCGGAGCCUUGUGGAUUCCAUUCUUCUCUGAACAACGUCCUUUUUGACACCAAAGCAGAAGAAUCAUUCUAUUCGCAUGUGGGGUCAACGAGGGAGGACCCCAUCACCCCGCCGCUGUCUCGAAACACGUACAGAUCUCAUUCCGCUGCCACCGGUAAGGGAAUGUACUGUCCGACGGUUCCUGACGCUUCAGAGCAUGCUUUACCUCAUCAGCACAAUCCUUCUGCUGCUGCUGGAGCUGGAGCUGUGGGGUCUUCGGGUGUCAAGCGUGGAGAGGCCUCUACGGUAGAGGCAUCGAGAACGACUACAUCCUCCAGGGAUGAGGCCUCUAUCUCCAUCAGCAAUGCCAGUGAUCUGGAGGUGAUGGAGUGGGUGGAGCAGGAUGAGCCUGGGGUUUACAUCACCAUCCGAGAGCUGGCUGAUGGUACGCGGGAGCUUCGUCGGGUUCGAUUCAGCCGAGAAAGGUUUGGGGAGGUGCACGCCAAGCUGUGGUGGGAGGAGAACAGAGAGAGGAUACAGACUCAGUACCUUUAAAAGCCAUCCUGAAGUCUCCCGAGUAUGAAGCCCGUUGCGAAGAAUAUAAUAUUCAAAGUAGAAAUAGAUAAGAAGAUAAGCAAUUGAAAGAAUUAAAUAUGAAGAUAAUUUACACUUGGCUGCUCAUUGCUGAUCUUCUGUGUAACCGUUUGUGAGAUUUUCUCACUUGUUCCUAUCUAUAUUUUAAAGCUCUAUUUGGUUGGUUAA
Messenger RNA from Elaeis guineensis (African oil palm), 1781 nucleotides. NCBI's taxonomy places the organism in Eukaryota, Viridiplantae, Streptophyta, Magnoliopsida, Arecales, Arecaceae. The record is from RefSeq and is a predicted model, not a curated record.